Molecule: messenger RNA, 1589 nt
Organism: Paramecium tetraurelia
Lineage: Eukaryota; Ciliophora; Oligohymenophorea; Peniculida; Parameciidae
Exons: 4
Biological process (GO): positive regulation of ubiquitin protein ligase activity; anaphase-promoting complex-dependent catabolic process; positive regulation of anaphase-promoting complex-dependent catabolic process
Cellular component (GO): anaphase-promoting complex
Molecular function (GO): protein binding; anaphase-promoting complex binding; ubiquitin ligase activator activity
Source: RefSeq, a predicted model, not a curated record
GUUUGCAAAUACCUUUUAUACUUAAAAUGUCAACGAAUACAAUCAAAAUGUUGCAAUAACGUAAUAUGGACGUAGAAGUCUCAUGCUUCGAGGAUAAAUUACAAAUAUCCCCCUCAAAAUAAAACAAGGAAAAUUCACAUCAUAUUAAGGCAAAGACCUGCGAUAUGAGUGAUCUUAUCAAAAUGUUAAAUAAAGUAGAGAUACAAAGUACUUAAUAAGGAGACUAAAUUGAGAUAGAAUAAGAUAGUACUCCAAAGAAGUAAGUUCAGCAAGGAAAGACUUGCAGAUACAUUCCCUUAAGGAGUGGAUAGAAAUAGACUCUGAUUGAGGAAUUCCAAUAUCGAGAGAUCGAGGACGAAAAUUAGGAACCUUAAAAAGGAAGUGAUUAUAAAGAUUAAGGAAAUGUUUCAUUAAAGGAUAUCUACAGGAUGCACGUAUUUGGACAACCCUUAUAAAAUGAAGAGUUGCAUUGGGAAUAGAAAAACAUCUUCAGAUUCAAUGACAACACUCCUUAAAAAAGGAAUAUCUUAUAAGAUAUCAAUCCUUCAGUAUUGGAAACCUACAAUAAUUUGAUUGAAUAUAGAGAAUAGUUCUAAAAUAGUUUGGAUUACCAAUAUAGUCAGAGAAAAAUAAAUAAGGUUCCAUUUAAAGUUUUGGAUGCCCCUCAAUUAUAAGAUGACUUUUAUUUGAACUUGAUAGACUGGAGCUCUUAGAAUGUCUUAUCAGUGGCUUUAUCAUCCUGUGUCUAUUUGUGGUCAGCCUACAAUAACAGAGUGACUAAAUUUUGUGAUUUUGGAAACAAUGAUGUAGUCUGUUCAUUGAUUUGGAAUCCAAUGGGUAAUCAAUUGGCAAUCGGAACUGGUUCAGGAGAGAUCCACAUAUACGAUUAGGAGAAGAUGAAGAGAAUGUAAGUAAUAGAAGGACAUUCAGCAAGAGUGGGAUCAUUGGCAUGGAGUGGACAUACUCUUUGUUCAGGUUCUAAAGACAGAUCAAUAAUAUUACAUGAUCCAAGAUAGAAGAGAUAGACUGGUAAAUUCGAAGGACAUAAAUAGGAAAUUUGUGGAUUGAAGUGGUCACCAGAUGAAUACCAAUUGGCCUCAGGUGGAAAUGAUAAUAAAUUAUUCGUUUGGAGAAUGGGUUCAUAGAUUCCACUAGCUAAGUUCAGUUAACAUCAAGCUGCUGUUAAAGCAAUCGCUUGGUCCCCUCAUAGACAUGGAUUAUUAUCAUCAGGUGGUGGCACUGCAGAUAGAACCAUUCGAUUCUUUAAUACUUUGACUACUGAAUAAUUAGAUUGGAUAGACACUGGAUCUUAAGUUUGUAAUUUGAUGUUCAGUAAGAAUGUCAACGAAUUCGUAUCAACUCAUGGUUAUAGUAUGAACUAGAUUGUCUGUUGGAAAUACCCUAGCUUAUAAAAAGUCACUACUCUUAUGGGACAUACUUCAAGAGUUCUAUUUUUAGCUAUGUCACCAGAUGGAGAAACUAUUGUUACUGGUGCUGGUGAUGAAACCCUAAGAUUCUGGAAUGCAUUCCCCAAAAAAGAAUAGGCUCAACCUACUAACACUAUUUUAUUGCCUUAGAUGAUUAGAUGA